UUGCCCAAUUCGAGCGCCCGCCGAAUCCUACACCUCAUGAAGACGCUGUGUGGCCGCAUGUCGGGCACUCUCUGGUUCCGUCGUGGUGCUGCUGCGACAUGGCUUCAAUCAUACUGCUACAUUCAAGAGGACACGGGAAGUCUGUUAUGCGAGGCCGAUGUUAGCUCCCCACAAAAUCGUACACUCAUUCCCGAUCUUCGCGGCUGUCAGGUACGCACUGCUAUGGACGAUGACACUCAGAUGCCUUACCUUGACAUCUCGGUGCCAAACUCGACUCUGCAAUUGCAUGUCCGUCUGAAAGAUCGCAAAGACUUUGACUCAUGGUUCGCCGCCUUACUCUGCUGGCAGCCAAUUCGCCCCAGAGGCCUCAGUAACAGGAUGGCAAAACCUCAGAGUCCUGUCGUGCAAGGCAUCACCUUGACCGAUAGCAGACGCAACUCUGAAAUGUCUCUGACACUAAAAGAAGCUCCCAUCAUUAAAGUCGGUCCCAUGGUCUACUGGGAUAGCAACAUAUCAUAUACAAACGCCGGCACACCGAGAUCGCUCAAGCCUUCGCCUUCGCGCUUCCAAAGCUAUGGCUCACAUUGGUGGAGGCGUGUGUCCUGCACCCUCCGAGAGAAUGGAGAGCUCAAACUCUACGCCGAUGGUGGCUCGACACUGCUUUCUGUGGUACAACUUUCUCAGCUCUCUCGGAGCGCUGUUCAAAGAUUGGAUCCUUCUGUCUUGGAUAACGAUUUUUGCAUAGCCAUCUAUCCCCAAUACACAUCCGGCGCUACUGUCACGACGGCCAUCCGACCUAUAUAUCUAUCCAUGGAGACCCGUGUUCUCUAUGAAGUCUGGUUCGUUCUGUUGAGAGCCUUCACCGUACCUCAGCUCUACGGACCCAAACCUAACGGCCACCCCGACGAAUCUGCUAUUAUUUCCGAUACCCCUUCAUCAUCUGCCUUCGAUAAUCUGAUGGCCACUGAAAAGAUUGAAAUGUUCCGCAUGGAGCGCGCUCUAUCUGUUCGCAUAAUUGAAGCCAAACUACCCCAUGCUCCUCUGAGUUCAUUAGCAGAAUUCAACCACCACCAUUCAAAUCGCCACAACAAUAAUAACAACAAUGCUGCAAGCAAGCCAGAGCUCUCGGACGGUUACUAUGUUGAGAUACACCUGGACGGUGAAACCCGAGGCAAGACACAAAUCAAACAUGAGUCAAUGGCCCCUUUCUGGCGCGAGGAAUUUGACUACUUGGACUUGCCCGCCGUCCUUACCUCUGCUUCCGUCUUGUUGAAGCGUCGCCCACCGGAUCUUUCAAGCCCUCGCGAACAACACGAACUUCGACUUGUGCAUGAAGCUUAUGGUCUGCUGGACCCUUCGCAGAAAACUGGAGGCUCUGCCGGAUUCAUGCCGGUACAAAACGAUCAAACACUCGGCAAGAUUGAAAUAUACCUCGAAGAACUGGAAGCGAGCAAAGAGGUCGAAAAGUGGUGGCCAGUCAUGAACCAGCAUGAUGAGAAUGUUGGCGAGAUUUUGAUCAAGGCUCGCGCGGAAGAAAAUGUUAUUCUUAUGGCAAAGGACUACAAGCCUUUGAAUGAUUUGCUACAUAACUUCUCGAACGAGCUUACCCUGCAGGUCGCGCAGAUGAUCCCGACAGAGCUGAGACGGCUAUCCGAUCUGCUGCUGAACAUCUUCCAGGUAUCUGGCCAGGUUACCGAGUGGAUCAUGGCUCUGGUCGAAGAGGAGAUCGACGGUGUACACAAGGAGACACCCGUGUCUCGUAUGAGGUUCACCCGUCGCAUGGCGAACAACAACAAUGAGGCGGACGCAAAUGUCACUGCUGCGAGCGAAAGAGAGCUGUUCGUCCGCGACAUGAACAAGAACGCCACACUGGAAGCAAACUUGCUCUUCCGUGGGAACACCCUGCUCACCAAGUCUCUGGACUCGCACAUGCGUAGGGUCGGCAAAGAAUACCUCCUUGAAUGCCUUGGUCCCAUCAUCAGAGACAUUAAUGAGAAGGACCCAGAUUGUGAAGUUGAUCCCAACCGAGUGACCAACCAACACGACCUGAAGAAGAACUGGGACAGGCUGAUAAACUGCACCAAAUCGGUCUGGAACACGAUCAAAGUCAGCGCCAGGAAUGCACCUUCGGAGUUGAGAGUUAUCUUCAGACACAUCAGGGCCUGCGCCGAAGACAGAUAUGGCGACUAUCUGAGAAGUGUUAGCUACAGCAGUGUUUCUGGUUUCCUGUUCCUGCGCUUCUUCUGCCCAGCUGUUUUGAACCCGAAGCUGUUUGGUCUGUUGAAGGACGAUCCAAAACCUCGCGCCCGAAGAACAUUUACUCUGAUCGCAAAGUCGCUCCAAGGUCUUGCUAACAUGGCCUCGUUCGGAAGCAAAGAACAUUGGAUGGAACCCAUGAACGUCUUCUUAACAGAUCACCGGGAAGCAUUCAAGACCUUCAUCAACGACAUUUGUUCAAUCUCUGCUCCCGAUGGCAUGAUUGGCCACAAGCCUACUUCAUAUUCAACUCCUCUUGCUAUCCAAUCUCGACUUCCGAUGACAAGCCGCGAAGGGUUCCCCAGUCUGCCAUAUCUCAUUGACCAAAGUCGUGAGAUCGCAAGCUUGGUCGAACUCUGGCUACAUGGCACCACAAACGGAAGUGAAGCAGAGUUGCUAGCAGCACAGAUUGGCAAAGAAGAUGGCGAUCUCCUGACGUUCCACAGAAUGUGCAGAACUCUCGAUGCUCAGACCAAGGAGUGUCUAUCUCGUGCCGAGCGCGCCGAGCGUCCUAAUUCUGCGCUCAGCUUCCGCUGGGAGGAGCUCAUCGAUCAACUGCAAAAUACAUCACUG
Molecule: messenger RNA, 2829 nt
Organism: Aureobasidium namibiae CBS 147.97
Lineage: Eukaryota; Fungi; Ascomycota; Dothideomycetes; Dothideales; Saccotheciaceae
Product: Rho GTPase activation protein
Exons: 1
Biological process (GO): regulation of GTPase activity
Source: RefSeq, a predicted model, not a curated record